CGCUGCACCGGAGGCAGCGGGAGCUGCGGGUUGUCUGGACUCCCCGCUGCAUCAACCCCUCUGAUCUUUGCUAUGCUGCCUCAUGCCACUGUUUCUUCGUUGUUGUAUUGGCUAUCAAAAUAUUUAACCAACAAUUUAUUAUAAUAAUAAUAACGAUAGCUCAACGAUGUACAAUUUAGGAAUUAUUAAAAUAACCACUUUGUCCAUGGUGUUUUCCGAUCCAUAGUUUCAAGGCACUGCUUGCCUCCUACCUUCACCCCGCAGCGUUCACUGGGCAGGUGACACACUUUGCUCACGGCUAGAAGCCUUAACAGUUGGUGCGUUGGAAUUUUGUGUUUACCUGAAACAUCCACAAAAUCUUGUGCAGCGAAGGAGUAAGGCUGUUUUCGCUUGGAUCUUGUCUGCAGUGAGGAAAACCUUUUGCUGCUGGUUAAGAUUGAUCGAAAGAGCCAGGGCCCUUCAUGUACAUCUGAAGACUUUAGGCAGGGGAAUGAUUUUACCCCUAUAAAGAACAAAGAAGGGGAAAAUGAUUAAGGGUGCAUUAGUUUUUAUCUUAGUAGGAUGAGCUGGUUCAAAAGAACCUCCAGUGUCCGAGAAGAUGCUCGGACAGCUGUGAAUGGAAGCAGUUCCCUUUCCAGCAAUAAUGGGAACCUUGACCCCAUGAGCACUGACCCUGACCUUUGCUUCGAGGUGUUCAAAAACCACUGGCAGCAGGCAUGCAGUGUCAUUUCAGGCAACAGAAAUAAUGGUUCAUCUCCUUCAAAUGAUGACCUUGAGAUGGUAGUCCAUAACUUUGAGCAGAUGAUUACUCUGUUGGUAGGAGAAGAGAGCAUUGAUGGAAUGCCUGGCCCCAUUGCUAACUUUCUGCUGGAAAAAGAGGUGCUGGAGAAUUUUUGUAACUGGUGCAGUAGUCAGCAAGACCAUCAGGACAAGCUGCGGAUGGAACAACUUCGCAUGUACGAGCUCCUCAUAUCUCAAAGCAGACAGCUCUUGCUCAUUCACCGCCCUGUUAUUCGACCAUUGCAUCGUCUUCUUAUGGCCUGCAAGGAGCCUCAGCUUCCAAGUUCUGGUUCUGAAGAGCUGGAGUUUCGCCUAGUUCUGGUUUUGCAUCAGAUCUGCACAUGCAUCUCACAGGAAACUGUGAUACUUGAGAGCUUCUUUAGCACAGAAGCUGAUCAUGGCCCAGCUAAGUUUCUUAUAUUUUCUUUGCUGAUCCCUUAUAUCCACCGUGAAGGACCCAUCGGCCAGAGAGCCAGAGAUGCUUUGCUGCUCCUUAUGACCCUCUCAGCCAGACAUCCCCACAUUGGGUACUACAUCGCUGAUAAUUCUGAUUUUUGUCCUGUGCUGGCUACAGGUUUAAGUGGUCUAUAUUCGUCACUACCAAGAAAGAUAACACCUUCACGUGAUGACUGGUGUGCUCUGACUGAAGAGGACUGCCAGCGGAUUCCUGACCUUCAGAUGUUUCUCAACUCCUUGGAGUUUUGCAAUGCUGUUGUUCAGGUCGCCCAUGAACAAGUACGUGAUCAGCUUAUUAAAUUCAUUUACACUGGAUUUCUGUUACCAGUUCUUGGACCUGCUUUGCAUCAGGACAUAUGUGGCCUCCCUAUAACUCUACUGGAUACACCAGUGUUUAUGACUUCACGAGAUGAAGUGAUGACAGCUACUGCAUAUUUAGACCUGUUUCUACGUCGGAUCUCAGAGCCACAUCUGAUCAAGGCAUUCCUGCGAUUUGUGUUGAUGGAGCGCCAUGAUGAGAUGCUGAUUCUUGAAUCCCUCAUUUCUCGUAUUGGCUCUAAUAGCAAGCUGUCUUUGGUUUCCUUGUCACUUUUCAAUACCCUGGUGGAGAUGAAUUGUGAGGAAGUUAUGUUUCAACUUGUUUUCAGGUACCUAAUUCCAUGUACCCAUGUGAUGGUAAGCCAGCGCAGGUCUGUCCGUGAUAUAGACUUGUACGGCAAAAGUGCGGAAAAAUUCCUCUCGCUUCGUCCAGUCUGCUGCAUGACAUAUCCCACCACUACUUCCGCAGGUCCCACCCCCAGCCCCUCACCCAUAGCUGCAUUUUCACCACCACAGACGACUGUCACACCUGGUCGUGCCCCACUGCUCAGCAGAACAAAUUUUGGUAGGAGUGCUAGCAUAAGUACUCCUGGAGAGCUGAUUAGCCCUGCAAGUAGACAAGAACCACGCAGGCGCAGCAGUUUCUUCAAGAACAAAAAGGAGAAGAAAAAAAUGGAAUCUCUAUCUGAGGAACAGCGAUCUGCUGUCCAUACUGCUUUGUCUGCUAGUAAUGAAUUGGCAUCAUCCCAGACAGAAGACUUGAAUGUAUUGAUGGAGAGCAGUUAUACAGACUACCUGCAUGAGGCACAGAUCACGCUAAAAAGAUGUGCUCAAGCAUGCCAGCAUUGGUCUGCACCAUAUGAUGGAGAGAAUCCAGCACCAGGCAGUGUUUUUGGCCCCAAUGUGUCUUCACGGGUUGCUAAUGGUGACAGUACUUGGUCAGAACCCACUAAGAACCUUCAGAAGGAGAAUGCAAAUGCUGAAAAGAACAAUAACAUCAUGCCUCCUUCUGGAAACAAAAGACAGAGUUCCCCACAGAAACUGUUCAGGUCCAGGUUAUCUAUCAUCAGAUUCUGUGGCUGUCUCUCAGAAAGAAGGUGUAAGCCAGCAAGUGGCAAAUAAAGUGGAGAGAAGACUGCCACAGACUGGCGUGCUGCUUCUAGUAGUACCGUUGUGAGAAUAGACCCCUUGUGCAAUAAGGCUCUUUCCUCAUCCCCAUUGUCCCCAACUCGGCAAAGUCUUUCAAAACUCUCCUUGUGCCUAGACAACCUGGACAGCUUUUUGACCUGCCUAAAUGACCUUGAUCUGCAGUCCCAAGAAGUGUGCAGCAAGACAGAUUCUUUGGAAGAAGUGUUUUCCUCAUUUGAACAAGCAUUGUUUAGUGUAACUUAUGGAGUGAAGUCAGACUUUAAUGCAAAGGCUUCCACAGAAAGCAGGUCUUUGUCCUCAAUGGGCUCAAUUGGCCCAAAACUUGAAGAAAAAGUUGGCACCUGGAAGACCGGUCGAUGUUGGUGUCUGAAAGACAGAGGAGUUCAUACAGAAGGUAAUUCAUCGACUCAAGCCAUGCCUAUCACCACCACUGAUGGUGCUACAUCCCAAAAGUUGCUGACAACGAGAAGUUCCCAAGCAGUUCCUCCUAGAUCACUGGGCUUGUUGUUUGUGGAAGAACCUAGCAAUGGAGGUAAAUUGAACAUGUUCCCUUCUGGUAGCUCUGAUGACUUUUCACGACCCCUGCCAGUGAGUCCAACUAGUCCUGGCAUGUCCUUGUCACCAACUUCAACCUCCUCCACAGGCCAGCAUCUUCCAUUGACCUCAGUCAGGUACUCUAGCAGUCCACCUAAUAUUGGACCCUUCUUGUCUGCUGUUUUUGGGCGACUUGAAGGGAUGGUGCAAAACUCCUUGUAUGCAAAUCUGCUGUUGACAGGGCUUGUCUCACGUUUGGCAGCUUAUCCUCAUCCUCUUCUUCGAUCAUUUCUGCUCAAUGUUAAUCUAGUUUUCCAGCCCACUGUCAAGUCAUUAGUGCAGGUUCUGUCUUCUGUGCGUCAAAAAGUUGACAGCUAUGCUGUGACAACACGUAAUUUUAGUGCCCUCCUGAACAAAGCUCGAGGUAACCUCAAGAUGCGUGAGGACUACCUCAUAAGCAGCAUAAGUGGUGGUCACUCUGUAUUGCCACCAUCAAGUGAUUAUAUGCAUGGUCAACCUUCCAAGCCCCUGGUCUGCAACUAUAAGAAAAAGAAAGUGUCUCUGGCCGAUCUCUUCCGACCAAAGCGCUCAAGACCACCUGUUCGCAAAAGCCCGCAACUGAAGCAAGUUGAGGUGGCAGGUGGCGUUGGUUACCACUUUAUCAAUGAUUUCCAAAGAGACACUCAGGAUAGCCAUGAGGAGUUGUUGAAAACAUGGAAUGCUGUCUACUGUGCUCUCGUCUUAGAGGAAUUUCUCAAAGAGUUAUCUGCCCUUUCACUAGAGCAUUCUCUGUUGACAUUUGAUGAGGUUCAUAUUGGAAGCUGACUGGAGAUCAUGCUGUAGUUAAAAUUCUUUAAUGUAGGGUCAUGGUGAAACAGUUUGCAUCUGUUUCAGUGCUUGCAUAAUCAGAGAUGGUUUCUUUUUUCGUUACUUUGAAAUGUGCCAGAAUAGUCACUAUGCAAAAGUUUUUUUUUUUGCAUAAUGAAUGACUGCCAGCAUGCACCUAACAAAACUUCUGAUUAUUCUAAUAUUUGUUCUCUGUACCCCCCACCCUCUCCCUCUCACACACGUUCUCACUCAUGUCUCUCUAAUUCUCUCAUGUCACACUGUUUUGUGCUUGAACACAUUAUUUGUGCUUGCUAAUCUUCAUCUUUGGACACCACUCCUGAAACAUUUUAUUUUAUUGCAAGCUUUGUCUAACUCAGGUAAAAUUAUGUUAUUUCUUGCAAACUUCAUCUUAAACUUAGCUUGUCAGUCACCAUCUAUCAGACAAGAAAAAAAAGAAAUUCCAAUGAAUUUUCUAUCAGAUGUGAAGGAUACCCAAUGGUGCUACUGAAUGUCUAUUUUUGAAGUCACUCUUACAUGUUUCAGUACUUUUAAACUUGUAGAAUAAAUGCAUUUUUCAAAUGAUAGUCACUAAGGCCCUUGCACAUAUAUUUUGUGUGUAAUCCUUGUAUACCUGAUUUUAGUAAAUUUAAUAUUGUUGAUUAUACUUCUCAAACUUAUGUGAAUUGAAGCUUAUCUGUUAUCAUCCAUUUUCAAACCAUUUAAUCCCUGUCCUUUGCAAUGAUUGUUUUAGGGUGGGGUUCUUGGCCUUGAUGAAUGAUUGGUUUGCAUCAUAAUAUUAUGCAGUGCAGCACUUUUUUUCAAUAUUUAUAUGUCAGUCUCAUUGAAAAUUGUCAAAUAUUAUCUUAAAAAUGAAUAAUGUGAUAUUUUUUAUUCUUGAUGGGCAGUGUGUCAAGCAAAAGUGCAACCUUCUUUUUACAAACUAGUGCUGAAAAUUUUUUAAAAACCAAACUGGACUUCUAAAAAUUGAAAGAUUUUCUUAUUUUUCUAUUGCAGUCUUAGAGGAUGUGCAAAGAUUAGAUGCAGUACUAAAUUUUUCCAUGUCCAGCUGGGUUUUAAUUUUGCAGAAAAAUGGAUAACUGCAUUUUAGCAUAAAUGAUGUGAUUUGAUUGCUGUCCAUUUUGAGGAAAAAUGUGC
This is a messenger RNA of Pomacea canaliculata, 5220 nucleotides long. RefSeq names its product FTS and Hook-interacting protein-like. NCBI's taxonomy places the organism in Eukaryota, Metazoa, Mollusca, Gastropoda, Architaenioglossa, Ampullariidae. The record is from RefSeq and is a predicted model, not a curated record.